This is a messenger RNA of Botrytis cinerea B05.10, 3079 nucleotides long. RefSeq lists its product as hypothetical. The coding region runs from base 350 to 2764 and encodes 804 amino acids. NCBI's taxonomy places the organism in Eukaryota, Fungi, Ascomycota, Leotiomycetes, Helotiales, Sclerotiniaceae. The transcript has 8 exons. The record is from RefSeq and is a predicted model, not a curated record.
GACAUAUGCAGGUCAUGCUCGAUGCGUGCCAUGUUGAUUCAUCUUGAUCUCGACGGGUAAUGUUGCAUGUCUUUACCCUCGGGGCUUGCUUGUUUGCAUCCCUUACGGCAAAAUCAAGCCAGUAAUGCUUGUUCCACUCGAUUUUCGACAAGUAACCUUUUCCGUAUUUCCUAUGUUUGCGUUCAUGCUCUUGCUUCACUGCUGGUGGAAUAAUCCGAAAAUUUCACAAAUCUCUCCACCCUCAAAAGUCAUGGACUCUUUUACACAAUAAUAUGCCAAAAUCUUCAACUUACUAGCUAGUCAAGUAUCUUUUUUGCAUUUCGAACCAUUUCGCUUUACAGAUCCCACGAUGUCUUUGAGUCUUUCUUCCGGCCCUGUCAAGCUCGACACCAGUGGCAAUGGCGACGGACUUCAGCAUUAUGAUCAAGUUUGUGCCAUCUCUCAAGCUGCUAUCAACAGAGGCUUUGUAAAGCUUUUCGAAAAGCAGCCGCUUGCAGCACGGUCAAUUCACUGGAGCAAUGAAGAUGUUUUUGAUGGACAGUUGGUGGCUACAAUGCUGCCCCCUCAAAUAGAGCUUGAUGUAGAAUCUGGCGAUAGCUCCAAAUUUAUGCUCCAACUUCGCUUUGAUCAGGGGAGAAUUUUCCUUGGCCAAAAUACCUAUCAGACUAUUGAUGGCUGGGUGAUUGCUUUCACACCACUUUCCUUCGCAGAUUGUCUAAAUGCAACAAGCGGAGAUCUUACUGCGGCGGCGAAUGUGGAAGAUACGGAAGACAGUGUGGUCUUUAAAUCCGACACGCCAACAAAGCUAUGUCCUGGAGAAUACUCAAUCCAUCGCUUGUUUGCUGCUAUUGCUGAUCUCUCAUGGGGCAGCAUCAUAUGGGAGCGCUCAUACAUGAUGCAACCCAGUAGGCAAAAACUCUCUCUUGAACAAUGGGCCAAAGACCCCGCAAACAACGCUCUUUACAACGAGGUCCAGCAAUGUUUGAGGGAGUGGACCUUGGAGAACAAACUUGCCUCUUGUUUUACACAAGGGAUGUUGUUGAAAGUGCCCAAAGCAAAAGCUAGUAGUGGGAAGGUGACAUUCGCUGCGAGGGCAUUACGAUUGCAGAAUUACCCAUACAUAGAUGAAGAGAGACAAAUACAAUUAUCAAGUAGCAAGCAAGCUAUGAAGGGUAUAAAUGGAAGCCCUUAUAAUUGUCUCUGCUUUUGUGAAGUGGUGGGAAGCAGAGUUGACCUUCCCACAACCAAAUUCCUACCAUUUACUGGGAACUUAGCAGGGCCUGGCAAAGGCACAAGUGGUGAGUAUCUGGGAACUUUCAUACUCGACCGCCGCCUUGUUUCCGGAGGAACCCAGUUGUUAUCGCCACUACAAGAUCUUUGUCUUGCAAUGCAGACGAUACCGUUCGGACCCGAGGCAAGAAUUGGUGGAAAUUAUCUAGCUUCCGGCCGACGACUUCGCGUCGUUGGUAACACGGCAGAUUUGACGGCUGGCAAACCGUAUCGUUGGGAACAGGUAAAGGAUAAUACGGGGGCGAGCACCCGUUAUUUAGCGAAUAUUUCAGGAAGAAAGACUAGAACAACAUCUAUGGCGAAAAUAACGAUAGAAGCUGGACCGCAAAUGGCCGCUUUAACGGUAAGAGGCGAAUAUGGCUAUACCUGUCGGAGCGAAUACUCGAGCCUUGUUAUUAGUGACAUCGCUUCCUGGACAUUCACUAUUAGUGUCAGCGGCUCUCAGGAUAUGGUGGGUAACCUCGCAGUCUUAAAUAACCCCAAAGCUAUUUUGGGGGGAUGCACAAUAGAGAAAGACCCAUACACUGGACUUGAUAUAAUCAUACCCAAUGACUUCUCUGCUAAUCUUACUGGAACCCCAUCAGAUCCAAGAUGGGUUCUGAUACGGUCGGCCAUGAGAGUCAACAUUGGAAGAGCUUUAUCCAAACUCGCUACCGAUUUGAAAUUUCUUCAAGGAAUCAAUAAGCUCACGUAUGGAGGGAAUGGCGAAUUCACAUUCGGACCCACCAUGCUCAACGAAGAUCUGAGUGCAUUUGCAACUAUCAACUUCUCUCCAAAAGAAAGCCGAGUUGAUUGGCCUUCCUUGGAAACGAAGGGCGCUGGAGACAACGUUGUCAUAGAAAAAUAUACCUCCGACACCUCUGUGACAGACCUGCACCCGCGUCUAAAUUGGACUUCUCUCGUGAAUGUCUAUGACUCCGCCGCGCAAACCAUUGAUCUCACCUUGACUGCUUCGAACAGCUCUAAUGACGGAAUAGCUUUUAAGUCCAUUUCCGUCAUCUGCCUUAAAAUGAAAGGACUGGAAGGUAAAAUGUUGUUUGACACGGGACUGGAGCAUUGGAACGUUGAGGACUCCAGCGUUCAGUCUGUCAAGCCUUGGUCAAUUACGACUGAAAAGAUAACCCAAGCCCUCGAUUUGAGUGCAAGUGUUGUCAAUGCUGGACUCCAAUUAAAAGUUUUCCCUGCUGUCCUCGGUACUUUACAUGAUGGCACGGAUUUGCCAUCCAAAUUUAUAGUGCCUUCAAAGGGCUCUUUCACAUUGAAAUUGAAGGGACCAGUUUACACGAAAUCGGAUGCCGGCCUUUAUAUCGUGCAACUAGAUGAAGUUUGGACAGGUAUCAGGGCAAUCAAACCACUGGAAGGACGCGCGAGCACGUUUUUGGUGUUGGAAUUGAAAGCGGAUAGCCAAAAUCCAACUCCCUAUACUGUCACUCAAGCAGAGGCUGACGAGAAACGAGGAGUCUCACACGCUUGAUCACUCCUAGGGCAAUUUAGGGAAUUUGCUUCAUAGAUUGAGUCUGACUCAAUUCCUGACUUUGAUUUCUAUGCUUUCCUUGGAUAUUUUGUUUCAUUUUGAUAUUGUUUGGUCAUAGUUUCCAAUGACUAGGUUGUACUUUUGGCAUGAAAUACCUUGAAUUAUCGGUUGUUGUAAAUACGACGAAAUGAUUCCUAGAUGUCUUGCAACAUGCUAGCUUAAAUUGUCUCUUUUUGAGCAGUAAAAUCUAACCUUUACAAUGCUUUCUGAUAGAUCUUCAAAUUACUAGCAAUCACAUAGCACAACAUGAUCGUA